Pseudoliparis swirei is the source of this 1353-nucleotide messenger RNA. Its product is annotated as growth hormone secretagogue receptor type 1-like. Gene Ontology annotation, biological process: G protein-coupled receptor signaling pathway; hormone-mediated signaling pathway. Gene Ontology annotation, cellular component: plasma membrane. Gene Ontology annotation, molecular function: growth hormone secretagogue receptor activity. Lineage: Eukaryota; Metazoa; Chordata; Actinopteri; Perciformes; Liparidae. The transcript is spliced from 6 exons. Bases 1 to 1353 code for a protein of 450 amino acids. The record is from RefSeq and is a predicted model, not a curated record.
AUGGAUCUUAUGGAGUGGGGAGACAUGGGCAGUGGCUGCGAAGAUGAAAACUGUGGCCACGCAUCUGGCUUCCCUGAGGACUGCUUGGAUCAAGAGUGCCACUUGGAGGAGCCGGUGUUCGGAUUGAUCGAGUUAGUGUGUGUGACUGUCCUUUACGUUCCACUGAUGCUCUUCGGCUUUCUGGGAAACACACUGACCAUUCUGGUGGUUUGGCUCCGCCCUCAAAUGAGAAGCUCGACCUACCUCUACCUGAGCAGCAUGGCUGUCAGUGAUCUGUUGAUACUCCUACUGCUGCCUCUGGAUCUGUAUAAGCUCUGGAGGCCCAUCCCGUGGCCUUUGGGAGACCUCGCCUGCAGGCUGACGGUGUUCAUCUCUGAGUGCUGCACCUUCAGCACCAUCCUCCACAUCACCUUCCUCUCCCUGGAGAGGUACCUGGCGGUCUGCUGGCCAAUCACGGCCAAGACCGUGCUGACGCGGCGCAGAACCAGGGCUCUCAUCGGUUGCCUCUGGCUGGUCGCGGCCGUUAGCGCCGCGCCGGUGUUGCUCAUGGUUGGAGUGGAGGACGUCGGGGGGGAGGAGCUCGGCCUCGGCGGAUGGAGGGAAGAUGGAGGGUGGACGAGAAAGGAAGGAGAACAGGGAGGGUUUAUGCUUGGUGCGGGGGAAAGAGGAAGUGGACACAGUGGAGGAUUCGAGGAAACGGAGUGGGGAGACAAACAGAAAAUGGGAUGGGGUGAAAGGGUCGGGGAGUUAAAAAGGUUCGGAGAGAAAGUGGAGAGCAAAGCGGGAACGGAAGAAAGAGAAGAAGGAGAUUUAGGAGUUGAGGGAGGGCGGCAAAACAAGAUGAAAGAGGAUGAGGGCGGAGGGCGGGAAGAGGGCGACAUCGACAACCGAGAGUGCCGCUUCACGCGCUACGCCAUCUCCUCCGGCCUGCUGUCGGCCAUGAUGGUUGUCUCCAACUUGUACUUCCUGGUGCCCCUGUGCAUUCUGGGACUGGUCUACAGCCUGAUCGGACGGACGCUGUGUCUCCGUCCACAAAGCAGCCGCAGAGACCAGAGUCACCACCACACGGUCAAAAUGCUGGGAGUGAUCGUCUUGGCGUUUGUCCUGUGCUGGCUGCCCUUCCACGUGGGUCGCACCAUCUUCUUUUUUUCCAUGGGCACCAUUUCCGAGGGACAGAUAUCUCAGUAUUUCAACCUGGUGUCCUCCGUCCUCUUUUACCUCAGCGCCGCCGUCAACCCGCUGCUGUACAACCUGAUGUCCGACAAGUAUCGGCACGCCGUGCGCAGCCUCGUGCACACGCAUUCCCGCCGCCUGCGCACGCUAAUGGCACGCCACUCCACGACCACUUUGUGA